Messenger RNA from Uloborus diversus, 1323 nucleotides. RefSeq lists its product as uncharacterized. The transcript is spliced from 4 exons. The record is from RefSeq and is a predicted model, not a curated record. The coding region runs from base 1 to 1323 and encodes 440 amino acids. Lineage: Eukaryota; Metazoa; Arthropoda; Arachnida; Araneae; Uloboridae. Gene Ontology annotation, molecular function: zinc ion binding.
AUGGCUUCUUCUAUUGUUGAUAAACCAUUACAUUUGGUUAAUUUUACCAAUUUUUCCAUAAUGGAAUAUGCGGAACAAUUUCCAGCACUAACUGGAAAUAAUAGUGUCAUCACCAAAAUAAAGAAAGGGUCUUUAUUAUUCAAUGAAAAAUUUGUUAGUAGGAUUUUCUUUCUUGAACCGACUGCUGACAACUCGUUCUUCGAGAUAUCAGCUGUUGUAAAAGCUGAAAUGAAAAAGAAGGAGACUUACACAGCAAAAGUUAGGAUUUCGCCUGAAUGCAAGGUUCUUAAUGCUAACUGCACAUGCAAAGCAGGAGCAGAGCCUUCCGGUUGUAAGCAUGUGUUUGCUCUUCUUCAUGCAGUUGAAGAUUACUCCACAAAAGAGCUGUAUGCUGCACCUACCGAGCGACUCCAGAGCUGGCACCAGCCGAAGUCCGUCACUCUGAAGCCAGAAAAAGCAUCAGAUGUGUUUAAGGCCAAUAUGCAGCUCAAAAACACUACGUUCAACUGGUCAGCACUAAAGGACACAAACAUUGCUUUAAUGCGAUGCUGCAAUGAUAGUGUGGAAGUACUGUACAGCAGAACAAUACCGUUGCCUGCCAUUGCUUUUGCGGGAACAAGCUCUGUUAUCGAUGAAAGCAACUUCAAAACUAAGGCAGAGGAACUUACGUUUCAUAAACAUUAUGUGUAUACAAUCAAUUCUAUGGUUGAACUUGAGAAAAAAACGAUGUUGCAAAAUUCCGAUGAAUGGAGGAAUAUGAGACUGAAAUACAUUACUGGCUCAAGUGUGCACUCCGUUUUAACAAGAAAGGCCGAUUUUGAAAAGCUUGCAGAGAGUAUUUUUCAUGACAAAAAAAGAGACUUGUCAAGAAUUGCUGCUGUCGCAUACGGGCAGAAUAAAGAGGGCUUCGUGCGGGACAGUAUUAAAAAAAAAUAUUUCCAGUAUACUAUGAGGAGGACAGGAUUAGUUCUCAAUCCAGCAUUACCAUUUUUAGCUGCAUCACCUGAUGGACUUCUAUUUCAUAAAGAGGAUGCAAUGCUUUUGGAAAUAAAAUGUUUAUAUAACCCGUUAAAUCUGAGCCUUGAAGAGCUAUUUUCUACUCGCGGCAGCAGCUUUUGCCUUGCAAGAAAUGACGGUGUGUACAAGCUGAAGCAUAAACAUUCCUAUUAUCGUCAAAUGCAAACGCAACUGGCAGUGUCAAACCUGACGAAGGGGCUCUUUGUAUUGUAUUAUUCAGUUGAUGGACAUGAUUAUUUUCAUGAAGAAGUAAUCCAGUUUGACGCAUUAGAAUGGGCCACCUGGGUUAUAAACUAUGUUUCUUGA